Molecule: messenger RNA, 2732 nt
Organism: Puntigrus tetrazona (Sumatra barb)
Lineage: Eukaryota; Metazoa; Chordata; Actinopteri; Cypriniformes; Cyprinidae
Gene: ccdc149b
Product: coiled-coil domain containing 149b
Exons: 13
Coding region: 154-1833 (559 amino acids)
Source: RefSeq, a predicted model, not a curated record
UGCGGUUGGCCGUCACCCCGGCCGGAAAUGAUGUACGUGAUGUUGACGAAACCUGAAACAUGCGAUCGUGCCGUCCUCGUCGCGACAGAUGCUUACGACGUGACAGUUUUCGUAAUUGACAGAUUCCUUUAAAAGAGCAUCGUCGGACGGAAAAUGAAUCCUUCCAGAAGAAGCGAAAGUGAUUGGCAGGGUCUGGUGAACGAGUUCCUGGUUUGCAAGAGAAAGCUGGAGAGUAAGAAGGAGGCACUGCUGAUCUUAUCAAAAGAACUGGACACCUGCCAGCAGGAAAGGGAUCAGUUUAAACUGAUGGCAAACCAGCUCCGUGAACGCCACCAAGGGCUCAAGAAAAAGUACAGAGAGCUUAUAGAUGGCGACCCUUCUCUUCCUCCUGAGAAAAGAAACCAAGUCAAUCUGGCCCAGUUACUGAGAGACUCACGGGAACAGAACAAACAGCUGAGCGAGGAGAUGAAAGAACUAAAGCAACGUUUAGCGGAGGUGCAGGGAGAUAACAAGCUGCUGAGGAUGACCAUCGCAAAGCAGCGUCUGGGGGACGAGGAGGUGGGGUCUCGUCACUUUCCGGCUCACGAGAGGGAAGAUCUCGUUCAGCAGUUAGAAAGAGCUCGAGAGCAGAAUGAAGCACUGGAACAAAGCUUAAAGGCAGCCACAGAUGAGCUGCAGGACGUGAGAGCAGAGCGCAAUGUGUAUCAGGAGAAAGCUCACAGACUAAACCUGGAAAUUAACCACAUUCUGGGAAGCCAUGAGAAUCGUAUCCUGGAUAUAGACGCUCUGUGUAUGGAGAACAGAUAUCUGCAUGAGCGGCUGAUGCAGCUUCAGGAGGAGGUCAGCCUCCUCAAAUCAAACGUCAUGAAGUACAAGAGCGCUUUGGAAAGCAAGAAGAACUGUAAAGUCUACGGCAAGUCCAACAGCAGCGCUCUGACUGGAGUCCUUUCUGCUAAACAAGUACAAGAGCUGUUGCUUUCGGAGGAGAAUGGCUGCAGUCUCCCGGUCACUUCUCAGUCUAUCAGUGACCUGAAGUCCCUGGCCACUGCUCUGCUGGAGACCAUUCAUGAAAAGAACAUGGUCAUUCAGCAUCAACGGCAAACCAACAAGAUCCUGGGUAACCGGGUUGCAGAACUUGAAAGAAAGUUGAAAACUUUAGAGGUGUCAGGGUUGUGGAGUCUGCCAGGCAUCACCUACAAUGUGUCUCUCGGACUAGGGAGAAGGAAAGCCGUGAUUGUCCUGAGUGACUCUCAGCAUGUCCAGUCCACUACAGAACAGUCAGUCCAUCUGACACCAGAGUCAAUGGGAGAUGAGGAGAUAGUUACAGGAGAAGAGGUGACCGAAGACACGGGACUCAGCACAGAUUUCAGCUCAGAUGGGUGUCAAGCAGUGGCGGUCGAGUUGAACCAAGAAAGCGAUUAUUUCAACCGCACGUAUUCAACUCUACAAUUCAGUAAUCCAGAAGAAAGCAUCCAGCCUGAGGAGAGCACACAGUGUAAGAGCCUUUCUUGUUGUGACUCCGAGAAGCCCGUGUGUUCUCCUGAGAGGGGAUCAGAACAACAUGGAUGUCAGUCUUUUAACACAGGGGCGUCUUUGAAAGGUUCAGAAGAAGCUGAUGUGGAGAGCGAUGUUCGUGUCGUUCAUUCCGAGGAAGACUUUGAUGGUCAAGGUGCAUCAGAGGACGGUCGGCCUGUGGCGUCAGAGACCUUGAGCCGUUCUGGAUCUGACUCAUAUACAUCUGAACAAACAGAGCGAUCGGUCGAAGAAGAAGAAACGGAGAACGCUUCCCUAAACACACAUUCUCCUGCUCAAACCUCAGCACACCGGGAAUGAGCUUUCACGAUGUUAAAAAACUGUGAGAGAAGUUCAUUGAAACAACCUCCGUUCAUCUAAAAUCCCAUCAGAUAAUAUAAGCGUUCUGAUUCAGAACUAUAAACAAAAUGUCCAAAUAAAACCUAUUCAUUAUUUAAAUGAAGCUAAAAACAAACUAAAAAGUUCACCAGGAGGCAAGCUGAAUAUUCAAAUUAAUCGUUAUUAAGGUUCAAUCCCUGAUGACAGCCAAUGUAUUUCCGAAGGUUCAUCAAGAAUCUCAAACGAAACCUUAAGAUGUGACGUCACUAUGAUGACGCUAAACCAGCAAGUUUCAUUUUUCCUAACAUUAUUAUACAGUAUUUUGAAGACACGUCCUUGCGUAUUUUGACUGGUGUAUUUUGUGGGCAGAACAUGACAAUUUCGACAAGUUUAACCUUCUUUUUACACUGAGUCAAGUAUAACACGCGAUUCCUGUUCCAUAUGCAAAAGCUAAAGGUUCUUCUUUUUUCUUCGUUUUUGACACUGAAUGUCACAAUUCCAGCCACUCUCAGUUAUUCUAUCUUAUUUAUUAUUUGUGAUCUUGAUGAUUGUAAUCGUGUUUGAUCCGUAAAGGUUGGUGUAAAGUCCUUCUCCGUAGAUCACCUAAUGUUACACUGUAAUAUAGUGUAGAAUUGGAACAAUCAUCAGCUCCAAAGCUUAAAUUAUAUUUAAUUACGCACAAAAGCAAAGCAUCGCAAUACACCAGCCAUUUAGUUUUACACUCUGCUGCUAUAUUAUUGAUUUAUUAUUGCAUCAGUUUAUUUGGUUUGCUUAGACUUGACUUGUCGGUUGCGCCAAAACUAUUUGUAAUGAUAGAAGGAUUAUCUUGUUGUAUAUGUCCUGAAGUCAUUGAAAUAAAGAGUAACAUUCUCCAUUACAAA